Molecule: messenger RNA, 1482 nt
Organism: Ogataea haglerorum
Lineage: Eukaryota; Fungi; Ascomycota; Pichiomycetes; Pichiales; Pichiaceae
Exons: 1
Coding region: 1-1482 (493 amino acids)
Biological process (GO): cardiolipin biosynthetic process
Cellular component (GO): mitochondrion
Molecular function (GO): CDP-diacylglycerol-glycerol-3-phosphate 3-phosphatidyltransferase activity
Source: RefSeq, a predicted model, not a curated record
AUGCUUCUUCUCUCGAGUCUUUUUCAUAAGAUCCGAACAUAUUCUACCAAGGUGGAGAACCCACGACUGCGGAACUAUGACACUUUCAAUCCCACCCUACGAGCCACCAUCCAACAGUUGGAUGCCAUGAGCCCUCGCUUCGAGCUCGCUAAAAAUCAACUAGAAAUACUCUACCAUCCCGCUGACUUCUACAAUCUCAUCAAGCAAAAAAUUGGAUCAGCAGAGAAUCGCAUCUUCCUGUCGUCACUUUACAUUGGAAAAACGCAGCAUGAGCUUGUCAAAUGUUUGCAGGACUCAUUGUCUCAGAAGCCUGAGCUCAAGGUCGACAUCCUCGUUGACUAUCUUCGUUCUACGCGAGAGUCUCCUAAUCCUUGUCCAGCAUCACUCUUAGCACCACUAGUGGAGAAAUUUGGCAAGGAACGAGUCAACAUUCGUUUCUAUCACACUCCGCAUCUUUCAGGCAUAAAAAAAGCUCUGCUUCCAAAAAGAAUAAACGAGGGAUGGGGAUUGCAACAUAUGAAAAUAUGUGGCUUCGACAAAGAAGUGAUACUCACAGGUGCAAAUCUCUCAGAGGACUACUUCACCAAUCGUCAGGACAGAUACUAUCUUUUUAAAAGCGCACCUUUGGCAGACUACUAUUUUGGCCUGCAAAAAGCAGUCGGCUCAAUAAGUUACCAGCUACUACCUUCCAAAACUUCUGAAAAAUAUACAUUAGAGUGGCCUUCGUCCAACUUUGCCUCGGAGCCUCAUCUUAACGUUGAACGGUUUAUCAAGGAGUCCACCAGACUCGUUCUCCCGCUUCUAAGAAGCCCCGUUACCAAACCUGAGUACCUUGCUGACCCUGAGAUUAUCGUCUACCCUGUGUCCUCGUUCAAGCCAAUCAUGAACCCUGAUAGGUCCACUGAAAAGCCUGCUAUUCUGCGCCUACUGACGCUCCUCAACGACCCUGGCGUGAAAUGGGCCUUUACUGCAGGAUAUUUCAAUGUCCACCCAGAUAUUAGUUCCAGGCUUAUUGAGUCGCAUGCAAAAGGAACUGUCAUCACCGCUGCUCCAGAGGCAAGCUCGUUCUAUAAAUCGAAAGGUAUUUCCAAAUAUCUUCCAGACGCGUAUCUCUACAAAGCACAACUUUUCUUGGAACAAGUUCGUCGCAGAGACUGUGUCAAACUGCUCGAAUGGCAGAAUGGCAUUGUGAAUACCCCCACCGGAUGGUCCUACCAUGCUAAAGGGCUCUGGCUGUCGCUCUCAGGGGAGAAUGAGCCUAGCAUAACUGUUGUCGGCUCCUCGAAUUAUACUCGAAGAGCGUAUGCUUUGGACCUCGAAACGAAUGCAGUGGUGAUCACGAAGAACAGGUCGGUGAAGGAGCAGAUGGCCAAGGAAUUGCAAAACCUGACCAGCCACACCACUCAGCUGACAGAUUUUAGCCACCGUCAGAUCAGCCCAGGCGUGAAAAUAGCAACGACGAUUCUUAGCAAAAUGCUAUGA